Messenger RNA from Rhinopithecus roxellana (golden snub-nosed monkey), 1184 nucleotides. It is a transcript of the gene TRNAU1AP, whose product is annotated as tRNA selenocysteine 1 associated protein 1. Gene Ontology annotation, molecular function: tRNA binding. Lineage: Eukaryota; Metazoa; Chordata; Mammalia; Primates; Cercopithecidae. The transcript has 9 exons. Gene Ontology annotation, cellular component: nucleus. Gene Ontology annotation, biological process: selenocysteine incorporation. Bases 174 to 1037 code for a protein of 287 amino acids. The record is from RefSeq and is a predicted model, not a curated record.
ACUCGGAGCUGAACACCCGGCCGGACCCUGGCCGCUGAGCUCUGGAGCCUGCGCAGAAGGCGUCGGAGGCGCAUGCUCUGUAGCGGUCUCUGCCCCCAGCAUUGGCGCCCGCGCGGGCCUUUGAGCCCCGCCCGCAGAGCCCCUCCCGCAAAGCCCCACCCGGGUGCGCGGGCAUGGCGGCCAGCCUGUGGAUGGGCGACCUGGAACCCUACAUGGAUGAGAACUUCAUCUCCAGAGCCUUUGCCACCAUGGGGGAGACGGUAAUGAGCGUCAAAAUUAUCCGAAACCGCCUCACUGGGAUCCCAGCUGGCUACUGCUUUGUAGAAUUCGCAGAUUUGGCCACUGCUGAGAAGUGUUUGCAUAAAAUUAAUGGGAAACCCCUUCCAGGAGCCACACCUGCGAAACGUUUUAAACUGAACUAUGCCACUUAUGGGAAACAACCAGAUAACAGCCCUGAGUAUUCCCUCUUUGUGGGGGACCUGACCCCAGACGUGGAUGAUGGCAUGCUGUAUGAAUUCUUCGUCAAAGUCUACCCCUCCUGUCGGGGAGGCAAGGUGGUUUUGGACCAGACAGGCGUGUCUAAGGGUUAUGGUUUUGUGAAAUUCACAGAUGAACUGGAGCAGAAGCGAGCCCUGACGGAGUGCCAGGGAGCAGUGGGACUGGGGUCUAAGCCUGUGCGGCUGAGCGUGGCAAUCCCUAAAGCGAGCCGUGUAAAGCCAGUGGAAUAUAGUCAGAUGUACAGUUACAGCUACAACCAGUAUUAUCAGCAGUACCAGAACUACUAUGCUCAGUGGGGCUAUGACCAGAACACAGGCAGCUAUAGCUACAGUUACCCCCAGUAUGGCUAUACCCAGAGCACCAUGCAGACAUAUGAAGAAGUUGGAGAUGAUGCAUUGGAAGACCCCAUGCCACAGCUGGAUGUGACUGAGGCCAACAAAGAGUUCAUGGAACAGAGUGAGGAGCUGUAUGACGCUCUGAUGGACUGUCACUGGCAGCCCCUGGACACAGUGUCUUCAGAGAUUCCUGCCAUGAUGUAGCCAGGCCAAAGGACUAGCCAGGCUGCACUGUGUGAGGGAGAUUAGAGACUCCUUUUAAAAAAAAAAAAGAAAUGUGAAACCUUUUUGGAAAUAUGAUUUGUAAGAUUUUAAUGACUGUUUCUGGAGAUCAUGAGUAUUUCUACAACA